AUGACUGAAUGGUGUGUAAUCGCUUACGAUAAGGUUGGUUCCGACAGAUCCAAGCUGAGACCACAGCACUUGGCUGGUAUCCCACCUCAAGUAGAGCAAGGUAAAUUGGUAUGUGCAGGUGCCAUUUUCAAUGAACCUACUACUCCAGGUGGAGAACGUACUUUUGCUGGUUCUCACUUACAAGUUGUUGCCCCCACCAAGGAAGAAGCCCUGAACAUUGUUAAAGGUGAUAUUUUUGCUAGAGAAGGGAUCUGGGACAUGGAUAACAUUAUUAUCUAUCAAUUUGGUUGUGCUGUUCGUGAACCAAAGAAAUAG
Maudiozyma barnettii is the source of this 315-nucleotide messenger RNA. RefSeq lists its product as uncharacterized. NCBI's taxonomy places the organism in Eukaryota, Fungi, Ascomycota, Saccharomycetes, Saccharomycetales, Saccharomycetaceae. The transcript has a single exon. The coding region runs from base 1 to 315 and encodes 104 amino acids. The record is from RefSeq and is a predicted model, not a curated record.